UUAAAAGAAAGAGGCAAUAUGGACUGGGUCUCUAAAUUAAUUCAGUUUCAACUGCGGGCCGUCUAUUCAACAGGGUGCUGCCGUGGACCAUCAUUCAUGAUGAUGAAAACAUGAGAGUCAACCUCGUCCCCCCACCACAUCCCGCCUGGACAUGUCCCCGCGCUGGGCAGUGGCCUAGUGGGUAGUAGUUGCUUGUAAGCAAAGAAGAGGCGAAGAGGGGAAGACCGAGAUUUGUGUUGGUGAAUUCCAAAAUUCCAAGAGCAUAUACUUUUGUUUGAUUCCAGCCCUCCUUGAGAAUAUCCUUUCAGAACAAAUUUCUCAACCCUUCAGCAUCCGCAUCUCUCUUUUAUAAAUUCCCUUUUUCAGCAUGAAAGUCUUUCUCCCUGCGAUUGAUAUCUUCAUCUCUCCUCCGUCUUGUUCCUGCCCUUGUGGUACUUAUUCCUCUCCCCCUUCUAUCUCUUUCCCUUUAAGAAUCCCCUAUAAGACGUUUGGAUUUCCGUCCAAGGACGGGAGUAGUAGUACGGAUCAUCAAUAUGACGAUCGAAGAGGAGGUGCCCCUGCUCUUGGAUAAUGUCGAGGGGAAUUCCAAGCCACGCCGCGUUGCCCUCUUCGUCGAGCCCUCUCCUUUUGCCUAUGUGUCGGGAUAUAAAAACCGCUUCCAGAAUUUCAUCAAGAAUUUGCGGGAAAUGGGUGAUGAGGUCAUUGUCAUUACGACUCAUGAAGGAGUGCCUCAGGAGUUCUUUGGAGCAAAAUUAAUUGGUUCACGGAGCUUUCCCUGUCCUUGGUAUAAGAAGGUACCCCUCUCUCUAGCUCUGAGCCCUAGAAUAAUUUCCGAAGUUGCAAAUUUCAAGCCAGAUAUAAUACAUGCAUCUUCACCUGGAAUCAUGGUUUUUGGUGCUCUAAUAAUUGCCAAGCUGCUAUGUGUUCCGUUAGUGAUGUCAUACCACACUCAUGUUCCAAUAUACAUUCCUAGAUACACCUUCAGUUGGUUGGUAAAGCCUAUGUGGAUGAUCAUUAAAUUUCUUCAUAGAGCUGCUGACCUGACAUUGGUCCCUUCAGCCGCAAUCAGCAGGGAUCUUGUAGCUGCUCACGUGACGGCUGCAAAUAAAAUCCGUGUUUGGAACAAGGGUGUUGACUCCGAAAGUUUUCAUCCUGGAUAUCGCAACCAAGAAAUGCGUGUGAGGCUAAGCGGUGGUGAACCUGAAAAACCCCUAUUGAUUCACGUUGGACGUUUGGGAGUGGAGAAGAGCUUGGAUUUCCUUAAAAUGGUUAUGGAUAGAUUACCCGGAGUAAGGAUCGCAUUCAUAGGUGAUGGACCAUACAGGGAUUGUCUAGAAAAGAUGUUUGCAGGCAUGCCAGCAGUGUUCACCGGGAUGCUUCAAGGUGAAGAGCUGUCCAAGGCAUAUGCCAGUGGAGAUAUAUUUGUGAUGCCUUCCGAAUCUGAGACCCUGGGCCUUGUUGUAUUGGAGGCCAUGUCAUCUGGUAUUCCAGUAGUGGCUGCUCGUGCCGGAGGAAUACCUGAUAUCAUCCCAGAGGAUCAAGAGGGAAAGACCAGUUUCUUGUAUACUCCAGGUGAUCUUGAUGACUGUGUGGGGAAGCUCAAACUUCUGCUGUCUUGUAAGGAAUUCAGCAAAGCUAUGGGCAAGGCUGCUCGGGAAGAGAUGGAGAAGUAUGACUGGCGUGCUGCCACCCAGAAGAUACGCAGUGAACAAUAUAAUGCAGCUAUAUGGUUUUGGAGGCAGGAGAGGGGAAAGCUGAUUCAACCCAUCCAGUGGUUGGUGAGAAGGUUUUUUCAGUCCUCUGAUGUCACCUGUGAUUGAUUUGCUCCGCUGGAACUGUGUUAGUUGUGGUCUACUAUGGAUGGAUAUCAGUAGCCAAUGCCAGUGUGGGAUGGAAUAGUAUUAUAGGUUCCUAGAUUAGAGUGGCUUAGGUGAUUGGUUCCAUUUCAGUUGCAUUGAGAGGUCAUGAAUGUGUGAUUACCAAUGCACGUAUUUUCUUGCAAUAAGAUUGUAUGAAUUCAUACUUAUGUGCAUAGGGCUUUCUAGUUUUACUUUGAACUCUUGCU
This is a messenger RNA of Dioscorea cayenensis subsp. rotundata (Guinea yam), 2065 nucleotides long. Its product is annotated as sulfoquinovosyl transferase SQD2-like. The record is from RefSeq and is a predicted model, not a curated record. Gene Ontology annotation, cellular component: chloroplast envelope. Gene Ontology annotation, molecular function: UDP-sulfoquinovose:DAG sulfoquinovosyltransferase activity. The transcript has 11 exons. NCBI's taxonomy places the organism in Eukaryota, Viridiplantae, Streptophyta, Magnoliopsida, Dioscoreales, Dioscoreaceae. The coding region runs from base 534 to 1820 and encodes 428 amino acids. Gene Ontology annotation, biological process: sulfolipid biosynthetic process; glycolipid biosynthetic process.